GCUCCUGUCAGCUCCACUGUGGGGUUUAUUUUUGUGUGAUUUUACCUGCGACGACCAUGGCUGCAGAGGGUGACUUUUUGGCGAGAUACCGUGCUGUAUCGAAUAAACUCAAAAAACGUUUUCUUCGGAAGCCUAAUGUCGCAGAGGCAAGUGAGCAAUUUGGCCAGUUAGCCAAGGAGCUAAAGCAGCAAGACUGUCUGCAGUAUGCUGCCUUCUGUAACCUGGCCAUGGCCCGAUGUGAGCAGACUCUCUUUAAUGCUCCUGGCGAAGCUCUGGCGUUAACGGAUGCAGCCCGCCUCUUUCUGUCUUCUGAGAAGGAGAAUCGAUCUCUGCAGGCACCAGGCUUUGAUGAGCAUCUCCAGGCUGCACUCAACUGCUACAGUUUUGCCAUCAAGGUGUAUGUUGAGAUGAACCAGCCUGUGAUGGCUGCGAGUCUUUGUCUCGAACUUGGAAAUGCCCUCAAGGAGAUGAACCGACCAGGAGAAGCUAUUGUCCAUUACCAGAGGGCUGCAGAGCUGCAGACACAGAUGCCAGUGGAAGCUCUUCUAUCACUGGGAGAGAUGGCUUCAUGUAAAAUUCUCACGCGUGACUAUGAUGGUGCGCUGACGGUGUUUACAGAGAUGCAGUUGAUGUGCCAGGAGAGAGGAUUGCAGCUACCAGGCACCAGCACCCUUGUUGGUGCUUUCCUGGACAUUGUGGCAAGAUGUGAGAUCUCCAGGGUACUCCUGCUGAUGCUGCUUGAGCCUCCACCUCAGAAGCUGUUGCCAGAACACGCACAAACACUGGAGAAAUACGCAUGGGAGUCCUUUGACCCACACAGCCAAGUGACCUUCCUGCCUGAAAAUGUUUUCCUGCUCCUGCAGUCAGUCGUGAUGGCAUGCCAGGAGAAGGACACAGAGUCCUUGAAGUCUCUUCAGACAGCGCUAUGGCCACUGCUGACAGCUGAGCAAAAUCACCUCCUCCACCUAGUGGUUCAAGAGCGAAUCACACCAUCAGGCCAAGGCAUUUAGUAGUAGUUGUCUUGUGAUCUGCUUCUUCAGCGAAGCUCGCAUCAUUGAACAUUUCUGCAUGUGAUUGGGUCUGUUGUAAGACCUCCCCAAACGCUGUUGUCUUACCGUGCACUGAGAAAUACAUCAAGUUUAAACAUG
Molecule: messenger RNA, 1148 nt
Organism: Doryrhamphus excisus (bluestripe pipefish)
Lineage: Eukaryota; Metazoa; Chordata; Actinopteri; Syngnathiformes; Syngnathidae
Gene: f8a
Product: coagulation factor VIII associated
Biological process (GO): vesicle cytoskeletal trafficking
Cellular component (GO): early endosome
Molecular function (GO): protein binding
Source: RefSeq, a predicted model, not a curated record